AUGGAUAGUAAGCAGUUUACUCUUCUUUUCAAUAGCGGAUUCAGACUUCCUAAGGGUUGUAAAUUGAAAAAUUAUAUAAUCGAGGACGCUUUAACUGAUAACAGAUUCACAAAUUGUAAAUUCAUUGACUUUAUUGAAGAUUUUGAAUCACUCGAUGCCCAGCAUAUCAUUUACAAGCUAAUCAGAAAUUACAAUGAAAAGGAUGAUCAAAACAAGGAACUCAAUCGAAUUAUAUUUGAAAGGAUAAGACAAGCAGGGAAGAUUAAGAAUGGCCUAUUUCCAUGUGAAUUUCUAUGUCGUAGGACCUUUCUUUCAUCAUCUGAAUUAUUCAGUUAUCCAUAUUUUAAAGAGAGCUUCGAUGUAAUGGAUGAUAAUGCUAAGUUCCAAAUUUUCUACAAUCAAUUCGAUUUUUCCACAAGGUGUUUGGACAAGUAUGAGCAUAUGCUAGAGAGCGGUUUCGAUUUUUCCUUUCUAAAAUGUGGAGAUAAUCUUCGUGGAUUCCUAAAUUAUUCAAAUCUCUAUUCUGUUGCGGAGUAUAAGAAAUUUACUGAAUUCUUCAUCAGAGUUGGUUUUAAUAUCAAUCAAAAGGAUAGUAAUGGUGAAACUCUACUAUUUCAUACUGAAAAUCCAAAUGCAAUACAAGCACUCCUUGAGUUCGGAAUUGAUCCAAAUAUUCAAAAUGAUGAAGGUGAAUGUAUUCUCAAUUCUUAUUAUAGUUUGAAAAAAUUGUACUUAGUGAAGCUACUACUUGAUUAUGGAGCAGAUCCAAAUAAAAAAUCAAAAGAAGGAAUGACACCUCUUGCCACGGCUAUAAUGUCGAAUUUACCAAAUAUUGCAAUUUACUUAAUACAACAUGGCGCAAAAAUAAGUGAAUUUCCUGGCGGUAGUGAAAGCUGCCUUCAGCAUGCAAAAAAUCUAGUUACUCCAAAUUUAAAUGUUAAAAAAGAAUUAAUAGAUUUGAUAUCUUUAAAUCUAUAG
Molecule: messenger RNA, 978 nt
Organism: Trichomonas vaginalis G3
Lineage: Eukaryota; Parabasalia; Trichomonadida; Trichomonadidae
Product: spectrin binding
Exons: 1
Coding region: 1-978 (325 amino acids)
Molecular function (GO): protein binding
Source: RefSeq, a predicted model, not a curated record